AAGCUUCAGGGUUGAUCUACGGACCCUGAAGCUGAAGCUGUUUCUAUUUCUGUUCUACAAUCCAUGCAGUCUUGAGAUGCUGAUACAUCAUCUUCGACAUGGAGCCUUGUUACCACAUCCCUUGAGGAUUAGAAAUGAAAGAGCAAUUUUAUUAUCUGGCUCUUCGUUUUGCACAGAUAUUUUUUUUCAGUUGCACCCUGUAGAUCAUUAAAUCGUGCCACACCUUAUGCCAUGGCCACCUUCGUCACAAAAAGCUCUCGUGUAACAGCUGAUAAUCGCUUGGAGAAAAGGGUUUUGUGUUUUAGUACGGUGAUUUUAAGGGUUAAAUGAAUCAUUUUGUCCACAAAUUCAGACAACACAGCUAGAAAGCUAGCUUCUUUUUUAAACAAUCAUUAAUCAUUCAAAUAAAAAAUUCCAGGAUUUGGAAAGUGUCCAGCUCAGAGCUGAAUGAUGUGUGUGAUCCUCUUUGUUCGUCCAUAUGACAUGACGAGACAAGCGAUGCGCGAAAUCCAAAGGAGAGCGGGAAAGACGGGAGGCGCGCUGUUUACUACUGCUGACGGUCGCUCCUGUCCAUAUCCACCGACGCGAUGUUGACGUAGUUUAGCCCAUCGUGUGCGAGAAGGAGAGCUGGGGCUAUGCAAAGAACAUUCGACUAGAAGAAGAGCUCAGGAGAAAUCAAGUCAGUAUUUGGAUUCUGUGAAACGGACAAGUGAGGAGGAAUGCGCUGAAACGGACACGCAUGCACACACACACACACACACACACACCUACACGCAAGGGAUGAUCUGGACUUGACUGAGCCCCUUCGCUUUUCUCUAAGUACUCUGCUGGUACACAUCAUCAAUGGAGCACGAAGCAGACGAUCAGAAUGCAGUGAUCAGAUCUGAGAUUUAAGAGGCACAGAAUUGCGCAUCUGAGUGAUCCGAGUCGCUCCCUUUGCGCCUUUGUUUGGCACUGACUGCAAAAACUUCCACUAGGAUGGCUUUGGUCAUGGAACCUGUAAGCAAGUGGACAACGAGCCAGGUUGUGGACUGGAUGAAGGGUCUGGAUGAUUGUCUGCAGCAAUACAUUAAGAACUUUGAACAGGAGAAGGUGGGAGGAGAACAGCUGCUGCGCAUCACCCACCAGGAGCUGGAGGAUCUGGGGGUUUCUCGCAUUGGCCACCAGGAGCUCAUCCUGGAGGCUGUGGACCUCCUGUGUGCACUGAACUAUGGUCUGGAGACUGAGAACCUGAAGACUCUGUCCCACAAGCUCAACGCCUCUGCUAAAAACCUGCAGAACUUCAUAACAGGUCGCAGACGCGGAGGUCACUAUGAUGGCCGAGCCACACGCAAGCUCCCAAAUGACUUCCUCACCUCCGUGGUGGAUCUGAUCGCUGCUGCGAAAAGUCUUCUGGCUUGGCUAGACAGGUGUCACGUCUUCCUCAGGUCUCCUUUUGCUGCAGUAGCUGAUUAUUCCCUGACCAGGAACAACGUGAUCCAGCUUUGUCUAGAACUUACCACAAUAGUGCAACAGGACAACACAGUGUAUGAAACAGAGAAUAAAAUACUGCAUGUGUGUAAGAUGCUCUCCGAUGUCUGUGACCAUAUUAUCACCCUCUCCUCAGACCCCAUGGUGUCUCAGGCUGCUCACCUGGAGGUGGUGCAACUGGACAACAUCAAAUCAACGGAGGGGCUGGGCAUGUACAUCAAGUCGACGUAUGAUGGCUUACAUGUCAUCACAGGGACCACAGAAGGGUCUCCAGCAGACCGCUGCAAGAAAAUCCAUGCAGGCGAUGAAGUUAUUCAAGUCAAUCAUCAGACAGUGGUGGGCUGGCAGUUAAAGAACUUAGUGAACUCUUUACGUAGUGACCCCGCUGGAGUGUCCUUAACACUGAAGAAGCGUCCUCAGAGCACUCUCACUUCCACUCCUGCCUUACUGAAGAACAUGAGAUGGAAGCCACUGGCCCUGCAGCCCAUCUUCCCCUCGAGUCCCAGCAGCAGGGCAGCCACACCUACCAGUACCCUCAGCACACCGUCUAAACGAGACAGCUGUGCCCUACAGGACCUCUAUUUCCCCCCACCACCAGAUGAGCCGUACGCACCCAGAGAGGGCACAGCCAGUGACACGUCCCAGCAUGAGGUGGCUAAGCGCUCUGAGUCGCCGAACUCUUUUCUAGACCAGGAAUGCCGGCGGCGCUUUCCUAUGAUGGAUGAGGAUGCGGUUCUCUACUGCUACGAGUAUGACCCAAAUCGGGGGCCUCCUCCUGUGCGCAGGGACGGCACUAUGACAUACGGCAGGCUGAGGCCCAUCUCUAUGCCGGUGGAGUAUAACUGGGUGGGCGACUAUGAAGACCCGGCCAAGAUGAAGAAAGAGCUCAGGAGAGAGAACUCCAUGCUUCGUUAUGUUGGAGAGGAUAAGACUGGUCCCGAGGAGUAUGCGAUAGGACGCAGUAGCAGCAGCAGGCGGAGCAGGAGGAAGAAUGAGAAAGGGAGUAGCCCCGCCCAUUACGCCUUGGUUCCAGCCCUUCAGAUGGAAAUGCUGAGACAGGAGUCAGUAACUACGCCCACCUCAGACACGUCCUCCGUCUAUCAUACAUUUGAUCAGUCUUCAGUGCUGUCGAAGUCGAAGAAGAAGUUGAGAGCUGGCUCACUGUCUUCCAUCAGUAAGCGUCGGAUUUCCUGUAAAGACCUGGGGCAGGGAGAUUGCGCAGGCUGGCUGUGGAAGAAGAAGGAUGCCAAAAGUUACUUUUCUCAAAAGUGGAAGAAGUACUGGGUGGUGCUGAAAGACACCUGCCUGUACUGGUACAUCAACGAGGAGGAUGAGAAGGCUGAAGGCUUUGUCAGUCUCCCUGAGUUCAAAAUUGACCAAGCAAAUGAAUGCCGGAAGAAGUUUGCUUUUAAGGCAUGCCAUCCUAAGAUCAAGAGUUUCUACUUUGCAGCAGAUAAUGUGGAUGACAUGAACAGAUGGCUGAGUCGAUUGAACAUGGCAGCAGCAGCUCACUCAGAGCAGGAGAGGAUUCGACAGGAUCAUGACUACUGGAGUGAGAGUGAUCAUGAGGAUGUUGAGAACUUGUCUUCUAAACAGAACAGCCCUCCACCACCCUACGACACCUACCCUGCCUUACAGGUCAGCCCUUAUCCCGAGCCCAAACACAUUCGGCCUCCAUCCACAGAGACAUUGCAGCCCCGGUCUCCCCAUGAGGACUUCCAGUCUGAGCCCCAGUGUUCCAGUAUGAGUGGCUCCAGCUCUCCCGCACGCAAGUCAUCCAGCCAGCGGCGCUCCUGGCAGGACCUGAUUGAGACUCCACUCACCAGUUCAGGUCUCCAUUUCCUUCAGUCUCUGCCUCUGGAGGACGCUGUAUUCCUGGAGCCCAAUGGAGCUAUGCCUAUAGAACUUCGGCGCCAGGCCACACUGCCACCUCAGAGAUGUCCACUACCCGAGCGCCACACCCCACUGACACCCAGCCAACUACCUUCCACAGCCCGGAUAGGAAGAGAAGUAAAACACCGCAGCUUUACGCUGCCACGUGACAGCGGCCUGCAUGCCAUCUUGGCAGCAACAGCAGGAGCACCUGAACACAGAGAUAUCCAGCAGCACCAGCUGGGCCAGGCGUACACCAGAGAUGCAGGUAUGGAGCGGGAACGUAGGCACCAGACUGAUUCGCUGUGUGACCUAUAUCGAGCUCUAGAGAGGGCCAGUCUGUCCCCUGUGAAUGAGCAGAUGCCUCCCACUCGCCUGGAGUACAAGCGCUCAUUUGUCCGCCGUGGUAACGACCCCUUGCUUAAUGAAAAGCUGCACCGCCUGCGCAUCCUUCAGAACACAUUCAAGGAUGUCCCGCUAAAAGAGGCUGAGACGAAGAUCAUUCAUCGGGAUGUGUAAGGAAGACCGGUGGCAAUCAGGAGUCUAGAAAACAUCGGUCUUCACAUCUGUACAUAAAGAUUGUAUAUUGUAAUGUGAGGGGAGCGUUAUCUCUGCUCCAGUUCUGUUCUCUUCAUCUCUGCUUCCUUGUGGAGGUUGAUUUACAUGUACAAUGCCAGUCAAGGAUUUUUGAAGAAAAAAUAUGAAACAUGUUUUCCAGUAAAGACCUCAGUAGAGAGAAAGAUUAUUAUACAGUUCAGAAUUUACAGGGUUGUGUGUGUUUCCACUCCCCAAAAUGUGAUGGUAGGUGGAUUAGCUACUCUAUGGGGUGCACGCAAAUGUUUGUGUGUUAUGCUGUGUGGUGGUCUGGCAUCCCUAGACCUGUGGUUCCCAACCUUUUUUAACAUGCAAAAACUUUGCAGACCCACCACUUUGCCAAAUAUCUGGGUUUGUCAACCGUCUGUGGGUGUUUGGUGCUCCGAUACCUCCUCAGUUUGCAGGGCUUCAUGCUUUCACUGGCUAGUCUCUCACCACAGAUUGCACACUCAAUUCUCACCUUCUCCAUUGCUCCAAUAAAAAACAAAUUCAAGAUAACGCUCCAAAUAAAUCCUUGUUUAAGCUGCGUCUGUCUAUUCCCACUCUCGCCAUACACAGCGUAAAAUUCUUGAUGUUAAGGAAAUUACUUCUCAUAUAUUAACCAUUAUUAAAACAUUAUUAAAAAUUGAAUUAUUUAUCAUGCUAAAAAAAUAAAAAAUCUUGUAACCCUCAAAUGAGAAUGAGCUCGGUGAGCCCCCAUAAAUCUUUAUGGACCACCAGGUUGGGAACAACUUCCCUAGACAAUAAGCAUGUUAAAGUUAUUCCUAUUAAUGUUAAUAUUUUCAUUCAUUCCUCUUCAGUAACUACUUUAAUGGUUGUGGUUGUGGUGGAUCUGGAGCCUCUCCCUGGAACUACAUAUGGGUUGUCAGUUCAUCACAAGGAUGGGUUGCCAGUCCAUCACAUUAACCCAAGCUUGAGGUUAAAGCAGGGACCCUGGAGCUGUGAGUUAGCAAUGCAUCCUGCAGUGCGACCGAAAAUGGCUGCUCAAAAACCUUUCACUGGCAUUGUACUUAUUAGAUCUUUAUUUGAUCUUUAUUACUAUCCUCUGAGUUCAUUUUACUUGCCAUAUUUUUGCCAUGUCUUCCUCCUUUCUUCUUGGUUUGUUUCCAUAUUUGCACAAUGUUAAUAUGUGGAUAUGAAGGCAUUAUUUUGUAUAUGGGUAUAUUGCUAAAUUAUGGUCUGUUGAAACCUUUUGAAGUUUUAUGUGUUGUUUAACACGUACUGGCCUUUGAGAAACCAAAUGACUGCACUUCCUUCGAGCAUCGCUCCUCUACACUGACUGAACAGGAAACACAGAACCGCUGGUAUAGAUGUUCCUCAACUACUGAUUGUGUUAUUUUAAUUUGCAUGGCAACAGUCAAACUUAUGAGUUUUGUGUGUGUGUGUGUGUGCGUGUGUGUGUGUGCGUGCGUGCGUGUGUGUGAUUGGCUUUAAGUUCUUAAUUGGAAAUUGCAGUUUCUUUAACUUUUCUAGCUGUACAACAGUGUAUGUCAAUAGGUAUAACAUAUGGAAUGACUAUGUGUAAUUAUUGUUGUAAAACAAAGAGAGAAAGAUGGUUGUAAUAUCUAACAUGUCAUCCUUGUCCAGGCUUCCAUCUGGCUGUCUUCUAUGUGGCUUAUGACCUUUGACCCUGGAAUCAAUCCAUAGUACAGUGUUAAACAUUUAAGGCUUCAGUGUUAAAUACACAACAAUGCUAAACUAAAAUGGUUAACCAGUGAAACGCUGUCUAUUUUUGUAAGCAUGAUAUUUAUCCACCGGUUUGUACGUGGUUUUAUAUUUUGAGCUGUGUUUUAAUUGAAGAUAACUGAUGGUGUCGAUCCCUUUGGCAGGAUGAAACCUAUAAGCAAUUAUCCUGUUGUACUGUAUCUCUGAGAUGAAAAUAAUUUUAACAAUA
Molecule: messenger RNA, 5830 nt
Organism: Hemibagrus wyckioides
Lineage: Eukaryota; Metazoa; Chordata; Actinopteri; Siluriformes; Bagridae
Gene: cnksr2b
Product: connector enhancer of kinase suppressor of Ras 2b
Exons: 22
Coding region: 979-3861 (960 amino acids)
Biological process (GO): regulation of signal transduction
Cellular component (GO): membrane; cytoplasm
Molecular function (GO): protein binding
Source: RefSeq, a predicted model, not a curated record